AGAAAGGAAAAAAGAAAAAAAAGAGGGAAUGGAAAGAGAGAGAGAAAGGAAAUGAGAGAGGAAGGAGGGAGGACUGCUUUGUAGCUGCUAAGAUUGCAGACAGAAAUAGCACACAACCACCGUGAGCUGUAUGCGACUCAGAAACCAAGAACCAAUUUUAUUCACUUUCAUUAAUCAGUUGCUCAGAGAGAAGGAAAUGACAACCGGUCCUGUCUUCCUCUACAUCUUAAUUAUUGGAAGAUAUUUUUCUCAGGGGAGUGGACAGGAUGUCACGUGCCCUCUGGGCUAUUUCCCCUGCGGGAACAUCACCAAGUGCCUGCCCCAGCUGCUUCACUGCAACGGUGUGGACGACUGCGGCAACCAGGCUGAUGAGGACAACUGCGGAGACAACAAUGGAUGGUCUCUACAACUUGACAAAUAUUUUGCCAGUUACUACAAAAUGACCUCCCCCUUUGAGGCAGAAACAUCUGAGUGCUUGGUUGGUUCUGUGCCCGUGCAAUGUUUUUGCCGAGGUCUAGAGCUUGACUGUGAUGAAACCAAUUUACGAGCUGUUCCAUCAGUUUCUUCAAAUGUGACUAUGAUGUCUCUUCGGAGGAACUUACUAAGAAAGCUUCCUCCUGAUGGCUUCAAGAAUUACCAUGAUCUUCAGAAGCUGUGCCUGCAAAACAAUAAAAUUAGAUCAAUAUCCAUCUAUGCUUUCAGAGGACUGUACAGCCUUACUAAACUAUAUCUCAGUCAUAACAGAAUAACCUUCCUGAAGCCGGGUGUUUUUGAAGAUCUUCACAGACUAGAAUGGCUGAUAAUUGAAGAUAAUCACCUCAGUCGAAUUUCCCCACUAACAUUUUAUGGACUAAAUUCUCUUAUUCUCUUAGUCCUGAUGAAUAAUGUCCUCACCCAUUUGCCUGAUAAACCCCUUUGUCAGCACAUGCCAAGACUACAUUGGCUGGACUUUGAAGGCAACCAUAUCCAUAAUUUAAGAAAUUUGACUUUUAUUUCCUGCAGUAAUUUAACUGUUUUGGUAAUGAGGAAAAACAAAAUUAAUCACUUAAAUGAAAAUACAUUUGCUCCUCUCCAAAAACUAGAUGAAUUGGAUUUAGGAAGUAAUAAGAUUGAAAAUCUUCCACCGCAUGUAUUUAAGGAUCUGAAGGAGCUGUCACAAUUGAAUCUUUCCUAUAACCCAAUCCAGAAAAUUGAAGCAAACCAAUUUGAUUAUCUUGUCAAACUCAAGUCUCUCAGCCUAGAGGGAAUUGAAAUUGCAAAUAUCCAGCAAAGGAUGUUUAGACCUCUUAUGAAUCUCUCUCACAUAUAUUUUAAGAAAUUUCAGUAUUGUGGAUAUGCACCUCACGUUCGCAGCUGUAAACCAAACACGGAUGGAAUUUCAUCUCUGGAGAAUCUCUUGGCAAGCAUCAUUCAGAGAGUAUUUGUGUGGGUUGUAUCUGCAGUUACCUGCUUUGGAAACAUUUUUGUGAUUUGUAUGCGACCUUAUAUCAGGUCUGAAAACAAGCUGCAUGCCAUGUCAAUCAUUUCUCUCUGUUGUGCCGACUGCCUAAUGGGAAUAUAUUUAUUUGUGAUUGGAGCAUUUGACCUAAAAUUUCGUGGAGAAUACAAUAAGCACGCACAGCUGUGGAUGGAGAGUAUUCAUUGUCAGCUCGUGGGGUCUUUGGCCAUUCUGUCCACAGAAGUAUCAGUUUUACUUCUAACAUUUCUGACAUUGGAAAAAUACAUCUGCAUUGUGUAUCCUUUUAGAUGCUUGAGACCCAGAAAAUGCAGAACAAUUACAGUUCUGAUUCUCAUUUGGAUUAUUGGGUUUAUAGUGGCUUUCAUUCCACUGAGUAAUAAAGAAUUUUUCAGAAACUACUAUGGCACCAAUGGAGUAUGUUUCCCUCUUCAUUCAGAAGUUACGGAAAGUAUUGGAGCCCAGAUUUAUUCAGUGACGAUUUUUCUUGGUACCAUAACCUCUUGGGUAGUGAUUUUUAUUCUUCCUAUCAACAGUGCUUUGAACCCAAUUCUGUAUACCCUGACCACAAGACCAUUCAAAGAAAUGAUCCACCAGCUUUGGUACAACUACAGACAAAGAAGAUCUAUCGACAGCAAAGGAAGUCAGAAAACAUAUGCCCCAUCAUUCAUCUGGGUAGAAAUGUGGCCACUGCAGGAGAUGUCACCUGAGUUAGUGAAGCCGGCUGUUUUCACAGACCCUUGUGAAAUAUCACUAAUUUCUCAAUCCACUAGACUUAAUUCCUAUUCGUAACUGAUUCUGAAACCCAUUUCUUCACCGAGUAUACUGUGGGGUGCUUCAGGAGGGAUUUACUGGUAUGAAAUGAAUACCACAGUAUUAAUAAUUUAUAAUAAUGGCUAAGAUAAAUUAGCUUACAAGGAAAUGGGGAAAAAUAAAAGUUAGUAAUGCUCAUAUUAAAGGAAGUAAUUAUAUUGAUAAUAUGUAUAUAUUAGUACAUAUUUUGCAUAGGAAAUUAAGAGAAGUCUACUUCAGAGAGAUGCAUUCAUUCUUCUAACAUGUGUUUAUCGAGUACCCACUCUGCACAUAGCACAGUGGUAAAUUCCUGGAAGUAGAUGGUACAGAACCUUUUUAAUCUGUAGAUUGUGUUUAACUACAAAAGACUAUACAAAGUCCAUCUGCAGCUCCUAGUUUAAAGUAGAGCUUUGUCUGUCAUGCUUAUUAGCAAACAUAAGAAUCAUAGGCACUUUUAAAUACAGGUUUAAGGUUUGGAAUACUCAGUGAAAUAGAUUAGCAUCACAGAAAAUGUCUGAUUGCUUGCAAAAUAUAGAUAUUCUGUUUUAAGAAUCCAUCUUAUCUCUCUUUAAGUCUCCAUACACUUGAGAGCCAAUAUAAGAUUUAUAACUAUGAAAAAAAAUGCUUUGCUAUAAACUCAAAAAUAAUUAUUUCUUUGUUACCUCCUGCUCAACUUUCUUUUUGCUUUAAAUGAGCAUCCUCAUUUGGGGUUGGAAUAGAAGAGUAGAAGUAUGGCAAAGAAGUGAAUCAGAAUAGCUAGAAUGAGGAAAAACAUUUCAAUGAAUGGAACAGAAUUGAGAAUCAAAAAAUAAAUUCUCAUGUAUUCAGUUAGUCAUUUUCAACAAGGGUGCCAAGACAACCAAAUGAAUAAAGAACAGUCUUCAACAAAAGAUGCUGGAACAAUUGGAUAUUUACAUGUAAAAGAAAAAAGUUGGACUCCUACUUCAUGUCAUAUACAAAAAUUAA
Molecule: messenger RNA, 3214 nt
Organism: Microcebus murinus (gray mouse lemur)
Lineage: Eukaryota; Metazoa; Chordata; Mammalia; Primates; Cheirogaleidae
Source: RefSeq, a predicted model, not a curated record